AUGUCACGCCAAUUUACACACUCGUCGCAGCGACGCGCGUCGCUGGUUUCAACAUCUGUGGGCAGACACGGGCUAUUUGUGCCCCAGGACCUCAUCAAACCAGAAGACUUCACGGCUGUUGUCAGCGACCAGGACCUCGAGGAAGACGAGCCACUGAUCGACUCUCAGGUCCAGCAGUACUCAGCAACAUCAGACAUAGCCGAAGAGGCAGAGCUACUCCAGGCCAACCACUUUCCUAUCAGAAGAUACUCCUCCGUGCCUUCGGUUUCUGUGCCACCUGCACAAGACCCUGAAGCUAUCAAUGAGUCAUGGGACAAGGCUCUUCGCGACGGGAAAAUCACCACCACGCCUCUCUUUGAGCUCAAGAAGAUGUUCAUGUCGUCUGUUCCGCUUGUGAUAACCUUCUUGCUCCAAAACUCCCUUGGUGUGGCCUCUAUCUUUGCCGUGGGACACAUCUCCCCUGAAGCACUCGCGGGAAUCACCCUGGGAACCAUGAGCUGCAAUAUAUCGGCCAUUGCCGUCAUUGCUGGCCUUGCAUCGUCACUCGAUACGUUUUUACCGCAAGCCUACGGAGCCAGAAAAUACAAGGUUGUGGGCUUGAUCUUCCAGCGUUGCACAGCUCUUAUAUUCACGCUCAUGUUCGUAGUCUGCGUAGCAUGGUGGAUAUGGGCUGAAGAAAUUCUCAUAAAAGCCCUUCCGAACGCAGAAAGCGCCAGACUCGCUGCGACAUACCUGAAAGUCAUCACUUUUGGAUUGCCAGGCUACAUACUUUUUGAGACAGGGAAAAGAUUCUUGCAGGCCCAGGGAGUUUUCGAAGCAUCGACGUACGUGCUUUUCGUCUGUGCUCCCUUCAAUGCAUUGCUCAACUACAUCUUCGUUUGGGUAUUCAAAAUGGGAUACAUUGGCGCUCCCAUCGCUGUCAGCAUCAACUAUACACUGAUGGCUGUUGGGCUAUUUGGGUACACGAUCUGGACGAAGAAUGUCGCCAACCCUAUGAAAUGCUGGAACGGACUGGCACUUCGAAAGGCGUUUUCCAACUGGGGCGAGCUGGUCAAGCUGAGUAUCCCAAAUCUUAUCAUGAUUAUGUCCGAGUUUCUGAGUUUCGAGAUCCUCACCCUGCUGUCCAGCUAUCUCGGAACUGUGCCGCUUGCAGCGCAGUCUGUGAUAGCCACCAUGGCCUCUCUCACCUACCAGGUGCCAUACGGAGUUUCUAUUGCGGCAUCCACUAGAGUGGCCAACUUCCUGGGUGCUCAGCUCCCACGAGAGGCCAAGAUUGCUGCCAAGAUGGUUUUUGUGUUCACCGCGGCCAUUGCCUUGAUCAACUCGUCGUUCUUGCUCUUGGAUAGCAGGCAGAUUGCGGGCUGGUUCUCCAACGACGCGGACGUGAUUGAGGUUGUCACACAGGUGAUGCCAUUGGUCGCUUUCAUCCAGAUUUUCGACGCCAUGAAUGCAACCAGCGCAGGAUGCCUACGUGGACAGGGGUUGCAAAGAAUAGGUGGAUACGUCAACCUGUGCUCGUACUAUCUCAUUGGCCUCCCGCUUGGGUUUGUGCUGAGCUUCUAUUUCCCCAAGGGCCAUCCUAUGGGACUCUUUGGACUGUGGACCGGCUGUGGAGUGGCCCUGGCUAUCAUCGGUGUCAUUCAGACCUACUGUGCCCUUGCUGCCGACUACAACAAAUUGGCUGCGGACGCUCUCAAACGAAGCGAAACGGACUAGGACAAUUGCGUAAUUUUGUGUCUAAUUUUGGCCAGCUGAACAAUAAGUUCUAGCGAGUCUGCAAAAUCAGACUGCGCAGUUCGUAGAGACAGAGGCACCAGUCCUCCAGAGAACAUUUUCCGCGACUUCGACAAUCCGUCUUCCCUGUCGCAGAGGAUUAUUUGUGCAUUUGUCCAGUCGACAUCCACCAAUCGCUGCAUUUCCCUAUGAUCAAGGAAGUUUUGGUAUCUCGUAUUUGCUUCGUAAUUAGCACGGGCAAGGUCG
Ogataea polymorpha is the source of this 1980-nucleotide messenger RNA. RefSeq lists its product as uncharacterized. Lineage: Eukaryota; Fungi; Ascomycota; Pichiomycetes; Pichiales; Pichiaceae. The transcript has a single exon. Bases 1 to 1716 code for a protein of 571 amino acids. The record is from RefSeq and is a predicted model, not a curated record. Gene Ontology annotation, cellular component: membrane. Gene Ontology annotation, biological process: xenobiotic detoxification by transmembrane export across the plasma membrane. Gene Ontology annotation, molecular function: xenobiotic transmembrane transporter activity; antiporter activity.